GGAGCCGGGCCGCGACCAUGGCGGAGCCCACGGUGUGCUCCUUCCUCACCAAGGUGCUGUGCGCCCACGGCGGCCGCAUGUUUCUGCAGGAUCUGCGCGGCCACGUGGAGCUCUCGGAGGCCCGGCUGCGGGACGUGCUGCGCCAGGCCGGGCCCGACCGCUUCCUGCUGCAGGAGGUGGAGGUGCGGGAGGACCCGUGGGACGCCGAGGCCGAGGUGGCGGCCGGCGAGGGCGGCGCGGGCGGCGGCGGCGGCCUCUCGGCCUGGCGGGUGGUGGCUGUGUCCUCCGCGCGCCUCUGCGCUCGCUACCAGCGCGGCGAGUGCCAGGCCUGCGACCAGCUGCACCUCUGCCGCCGCCACAUGAUGGGCAAGUGCCCGAACCGCGACUGCUGGUCUACCUGCACCCUUUCUCAUGAUAUCCACAUACCUGUCAACAUCCAAGUCCUGAAAAACCAGGGACUGUUUGGUCUCAAUGAGGCCCAGCUUCGGAUCCUUCUUUUACAGAAUGACCCCUGCCUUUUACCAGAGGUCUGUUUGCUCUACAACAAAGGUGAAGCCCUGUAUGGUUACUGCAGCCUCAAGGAUAAAUGCAACAAGUUUCACGUGUGCAAGUCCUUUGUCAGGGGAGAGUGCAGGCUGCCGAAGUGCAAGCGGUCCCAUCAGCUAAUUCACGCUACAUCCCUGCAGCUGCUGCAGGACCAAGGACUGAAUAUUCCAAGUGUCGUUAAUUUUCAGAUAAUUGCUACCUACAAGCACAUGAAGCUGCACAAGAUGCUUGAAAAUAAAGAUAAUUCAGCUUCUUCUGCUGAGCAUUCCCAGGGCCUUGAGAAACAAGGAGUACACGUAGCUAGGGCUGCAGAGGCCGGUCCUCUGGUCUCUGGCCCUGCUGAGUCAGCCAAGAAGCCAUGUGCAGGUAAACCUUAGAGGACGUCAGUGAAAUAAGAAGAACGUUGUCCAAUUGGAAGGUCUGAAAACAAAGCUUCUGUUGAGAUUUAAUUUGUAACCAUUCAUUCAUUUAAUCGUUUAUUAAUAAUAGCUAUAAUGAUACCUACCUCACAGGUUGUGGUGAGAAUUAAAGAAGAUGGAAAAGGAGAAAAUGCCAGAUUGGGAGGAUAAAAUUGGGGGUGGGUGGCUGAGGAUGAGGUUAGACAUUGAACAGGCAAAGGGAGAGUAAAACCUGAGAGUAGAUGAGGUCAGUCCUGGGCAAAUCCUGCGGUUCCUGAGAGCUUUCCCGGGGCUGGCGGGCCAGAGCUCUUAAAGAGGCAGGCUCCUGCGGACUUGUUCUGGGACCCAGCCAAGUGCUUUUCUGUAUGCCCAUAUACAUAGUUUACAUUGUGGUAUUCAGGGACUACAUACACUUUAUGCUCUUUUUUUUUUUUUUUUUGCUUAAUAUUCCAUAAGCAUCUCUCCAUAUUUAUUCACAUUUAUCAUGCGUAAUCAUUUUCAUGCACAGAUACACUAAUAUAUCAUCGUUUGCUUAACUAGUUCCAUUAUUCUGGGAUAUUUUGAUUCUUUCUAACAAAUUUUGAAUAUAACUCUUCUUAAAAUCCACACAAUAUUAAAUUUUUACGUUAUUCUUUACUUUUGCUUCACUUAUGGUUGCUGAAUGAUACUCUUGAUUUUCAUUUCUUUAAAAAUACAUGCGGGAAUUCCCUGGCGGUCCAGUGGUUAGGACUCUGCGCUUCCACUGCAGGGGGCACGGGUUAAAAAAAAAAAAAAAAAAAAAUAUAUAUAUAUAUAUAUAUAAGUAAAUAUUCUUCCGUAUGUCUUCUUUCUAUAUGUCUUUAUUUUGUGUAGUUUGUACAUGCCCUUUAAUUGCUGGGCCCCUCCUCUGUGCUGAUGUGACUUGGCCUUUAAUAGGCUCCUUAAUUUUCGUAAAAGCAUGUUGACUGUAUAUGAUAUGAUAUCCAACUCUCGUGGAUCCAUCCUCAGCCAACACCGCAGAGUAUAUAACUUAUGGGUGCUCACCAGAGAUUUCUACCUCACUCUGUGUACUCUCCAUUUCUUAUUAAACUUUUACCAAAGUCUCAGAUUCCUGUAGUAUGAAGGAUGCGGAGCUCAUACAUUCCUCCAAGUUGUAUCCAUUCUUUCUGUGAUCAGGAUGGACCAUCAUAAAUCUAUAUACCUCGCCCAUUCCAUACUGACUUCUCCCUUCCCCCCUUCUCUCUGCCCCUGCCCACCCAGCUGUCUCUUUUUAGUUGUACCUGAUGUUUAUUUCCUUGUUUUCAUCAAGGGGUACCACAGAGAAGCAGCUUAGUGAAAUUCUUUCCUGUGUUGUAUUAAUAGCCACAAAUGUUGGUGUGUAAAGUGUUGUUUUGUUUUGUUUUUUAAUUUAACUGUCUGGCAAUAACAUAACAUUUGAGGAAUAGGGCCAAAGUAGUGAGCUUUUCAUCAAGCUAAAUUUAUUUAAUUUAGAAAAUUUUUAAUCAUGAAAACUUUUCUUUUCCAUUGGGGGAGGUGUGCAAAAAUGUCCUUUUUAAAGUGAGAAGGUGCUGUGUUUUCUCCUAAUGGACAGUAAGAGUCACGCAACUUAUGUUAGUCUCUUCAUUUUGGUUGCCAACAACAGUAUUUCUGAAAGCUCUUAUGUUUUGCGUAUCUUGCUUCUUUUUUCUUAGUUACGAUUUCUCCGGUGCUAAUUUAAAAAUUAUCUUUAUAUUUUAUUAUUAUUAUUUACGUUUUAUUCUUUUACUGUUAUAUUUCUUUUGUAAGCCAUGUUAAAUCCUUAAUGGAAACAGUAUAGUGUAUAAAUGCAUAUUCUUUACAUUAAAAGACUUCGUAGAUUUUUACAUUAUUGUGUUCUUUUUAUAUAUCUUGUAAUUAUGCCUUUAUAUAUGAAGUUAUU
Messenger RNA from Eubalaena glacialis (North Atlantic right whale), 2841 nucleotides. RefSeq names its product zinc finger CCCH-type containing, antiviral 1 like (gene ZC3HAV1L). Gene Ontology annotation, molecular function: metal ion binding. Bases 18 to 923 code for a protein of 301 amino acids. The transcript has 4 exons. The record is from RefSeq and is a predicted model, not a curated record. Lineage: Eukaryota; Metazoa; Chordata; Mammalia; Artiodactyla; Balaenidae.